Messenger RNA from Rotaria sordida, 1281 nucleotides. The record is from the annotation of a GenBank genome assembly. NCBI's taxonomy places the organism in Eukaryota, Metazoa, Rotifera, Eurotatoria, Philodinida, Philodinidae.
AUGUCAGUUCAUGAAGGUGUUAGUUGUGAUGCUUGUGGUAAAAGUAAUUUUCGUUCAAAGCGUUUCAAAUGUCUAAUUUGUUAUGAUUAUGAUUUGUGUGCUACAUGUUAUGAACAAGGUGAAAUAUCUAGUCAUCAUACAAGAGAACAUCCUAUGCAAUGUAUUUUAACACAUCAAGAUUUUGAUUUAUAUUAUCAUGGAGAACGAUAUACAUAUGAUUCUCCUCAAUCAUUAACAUGUCCAUUUUGUGGUGAUAUGGGUUUAUCAUUUCCAUGUCUUAAUGAAUCAUCUUCAUCAAAUAAUAUACAAAAUAUUGAUUUAUUUCAACAUCUUCAAAUAAAACAUAGUGAUAAUCAACAAUCAUAUGAAGUUAUUUGUCCAAUAUGUGCUUCUAUGAUUAAUGGUGAAUCAAAUUUAGUUACUACAGAUCUUAUUUCACAUAUAGCUAAUGAUCAUCAAGAUCAACAAGUAAAUACAGUAUCAUCACCUGGUGGAGAAAUAAAUACUUAUACAAGACAAACAUUACCACCUAGAGAUUAUGAUUUUGGUAUUAAUUCUGGAAUUCGUGGUGGUUUUCGACGUGGAUUAUUAAGAACAACUAUUCGAAGAGGUGCAUCAGAAAGAGGAAGUGGACCUAUAAGUCAACAUUUUGUAAUUGAUAGAUCAUCAGGAUUACCUACAGUUGUUAGUGGAAAUGAUCCAAUUAGUAAUUUAUUAACACAAUUAUCAACUGUACGACGAUUAGCAGCAGCUAAUAAUAAUAAUAAUGUAACUAAUACUAAUAGUUCAUUAACAUCUUCACCAAAUACAAUUAAUCUUCAAACAUUUGCUCGUCAACAAUAUGAACGUGAACGUCUUCGUGCAGCUGGACGUUCUCAUCAUUAUCAUCAAUUAAAUCAUUCUCAGCAAUCAAUACCUACAUCUGUUGAAAGUGAUUUUCUUGAUUCAUUUCUUUCAUCAGUUCUUUUAACUGAUCCAUCCAUUUCACCUACUAAUAAUCCUCAAACUUGGGCACGUAUUGUUACUCAACAACAGUCUACACCUGAACAACAAACCUCUUCCAAAACGAAAACUCCUACAACAACAACAACAACAACAACAACAACAACAAAAACAAAUACAGAAUCUGAUCGUUCAUUAUUACGGCGAAUGUGUGAUGAAUCUACUUCUUCCUCUUUAGCUCAACCAAAUUCAACAAUAUUACAGUCAUCAAAACAAAAAAAUGAUUUUGUGCAGAGUCUAUUUCUUUCUAGUUUUUCUUAUCAAAUUAAUGAUAAGUGA